AUUUUCUUUUCCUGCGAAUAAUACUUUCCCGGAAAAAGAAAGCGGAGAUGUUAGAGAAGAUCGGGUUGCCGGCAAAGCCAGCACUGAGAGGGAACAAUUGGGUGGUUGAUUCUUCGCACUGUCAGGGAUGUAAUUCUCAGUUCACCUUCAUCAAUCGCAAGCAUCACUGCCGAAGGUGUGGGGGCUUGUUUUGCAACAGUUGUACUCAGCAAAGGAUGUUUUUGCGCGGACAAGGUGAUUCGCCUGUGCGCAUAUGCGAGCCUUGUAAGAAACUUGAAGACGCCGCUCGUUUUGAGAUGCGACAUGGGCACAAGGGUAGAGCUGGGAGAGGCAGUUCCAAAUUGACUUCAAAGUAUGAGGAUGAAGUUCUGAAUCAGAUUCUGGGUAGUGCGCGGGAGGAAUCUUUUUCAUCGGUGCAGGAGUCAAACAAUGAGAUUGUUUCUAGUAUUCAAAGGGCAACUAGCAGUGCAUCCUGUUCAAAUGCUCAAGAAGUUGAUACUCUGGAUGGGGGAGGAGAAAUGCAUGGAAGUAUUUCUCGCAAUGAACCUAAUCAUUCAAAGGGUGAGAUGGGAUCUGCUAGUCCUGAGGAAUUGCGUCAGCGAGCUUUGGAUGAGAAAAAUACAUAUAGAAUUCUGAAAGGAGAAGGGAAGUCAGAGGAAGCUCUCAAAGCCUUUAAGAGAGGGAAAGAGCUUGAGAGGCAGGCUGAGGCUUUGGAAAUAUACUUAAGAAAAAGCCGUAAAAGGGCUUUAUCUUCUGGAAACAUGGCUGAUAUCCAGAAUAAAGAUGACCCUAAAGAAUCUGGGAGAAAAAAUAAGAUCAUUCCUCGUUCGUUCAAAGAAAAGGAUGACCUUGCUGCUGAACUCAGAGAACUGGGAUGGUCUGAUAAAGAUUUCCAUGAUGAAGAUAAAAAGCCAGCAAGUAUGAGUUUGGAGGGUGAACUGUUGUCUCUUCUUGGAGAAGUCUCUCAGAAGACUAACAGAAAUGAGGUUAGUGGUGGCAUUGACAAGACCAAUGUUGUUGCUCUCAAGAAAAAGGCACUCAUGUUGAAGCGUGAAGGGAAGCUAGCAGAAGCCAAGGAAGAAUUGAAGCGAGCCAAAGUUUUAGAGAAACAACUUGAAGAAGAGGAACUCUUGGCUGGGGCUGAAGAUUCUGAUGAUGAGCUUUCUGCAUUAAUCCAUAGUAUGGACAAUAAUAAAGAAGAAUUGUCAAUUCUAUAUGAGCAAGAGCAUGGUUUUGAUUUUGAUCAUAUUGUAGGCCCUUCUGAUGAUUUUAUUGUUGAUAGUAAUUUUGAAGUGACAGAUGAGGAUAUGGAGGAUCCUGAAAUAGUUGAUGCUUUGAAAUCACUUGGUUGGACUGAAGACUCUAGUCAUCCAAAAAACAUUUUGCACCAGUCUGUUCCUGUUGACACAGAAGCGAUGUUAAGUGAAAUUCAGAAUUUGAAGAGAGAGGCUCUUAAUCAAAAAAGGGCAGGUAAUGUUAAAGAGGCAAUGGCAAAGCUUAAGAAGGCAAAGCUUCUUGAAAGGGACCUUGAAAGCUUUGAGUCUCAAAAGGAUAACUUUAUUGUUCAGAAUCCCACAGUAUCUCAGAAACACUCAACUUCUCUACUGGCUGAUAAAUUUUUUACCUCAACAGAGGUUGAUGAUGGAGAUGUUAAUGCAAAGGAAAAUGGUGAUCCCAGACUUGCACCGAAGAGUAGAUUAACGAUUCAGAAGGAGCUUCUGACAUUGAAAAAGAAGGCACUUGCUUUGAAAAGGGAAGGAAGAUUAGAUGAGGCAGAAGAAGAAUUGAAAAAGGGUAAGGUUCUUGAGCAUCAGCUUGAACAGAUGGAUAAUGCUUUGAAGGGGAAGGCUACACAGGUUACUGUUGGUAGUAAAGACCCAGAUUUGUCAUACAAACAUCCUGAUAUCAAUAAAAUUCUUCCACUUGGAGAAGGAGAUGGCGAAGAAGACAUAACAGAUCAAGAUAUGCAUGACCCAACCUAUCUUUCACUUCUUAAGAAUUUAGGUUGGACUGAUGAAGACAAUGAGCUCGCAAAUUCUGCAUCCAAACCUUCUAAGCAAGAUGAUAAUCUUUCUAUGCAGAUAAGUGAGUCUCCUUCAACUCAAUCCCGUCCAAAUGUCUUGGUCAGGGCAUCAAGAAGUAAAGCUGAACUCCAGAGGGAACUCUUAAGCUUAAAGAGAAAGGCUCUUGCUCUUAGACGCCAAGGGAAGACUGAGGAGGCAGAGGAAGUUCUUAGGAAUGCAAAAGUAUUAGAGGCUCAGAUAGCGGAGAUUGAAGCUCCAAAGGAAGAAGUUCAGAUUGAAUCUAAUAGGCCUAAAAACGAGAUCUACAACCCGCCUGUUGAGAGUUCAGUGAUGGAAGGAGAUGAAGGGGAAGUUCCAGCACUACACUCAAUGCUAAAGAAUCUGGGGCGGAACGAACUUAAACCUGUAACCAUGCCAGAGAGGCCUAAACAAGUUGAUAUUAAUACCUUACAUACUAUGGAUCCAUCUGUAAUUGGAUCCUCUUCUGACCCUCCUGUUGCAGCACCAAGAAGUAAGGGAGAAAUCCAAAGGGAACUUUUGAGUUUGAAAAGAAAGGCCCUUGCUCUUAGACGUAAGGGAGAAACAGAACAAGCAGAGGAAACAUUGAGAAUCGCUAAGGUACUAGAAGCCCAGCUAGAAGAUCUGGAAGCCCCGAAAAAGGAACUUUUGGUUAAUGCUUCCGAGCAUAAAAGACCUGAGCCUUUUGAGUUAUUGGUUACUCAUGAAAACGAUGGGAAUUCCAAAGAUGCAGUGGAAGUAAAUAAAGGGUCAGCCCCAGCAGUGGCGAGUCUAAAUAACGAAGUUUUUCAGUCAUCAGUGGAUUCAGGAAAAACGGAAAGUGACAUGGUUAAUCCUCCCUUUUGGGAUUCUGGUAUCUUGAUUCCAGUAAUCUCUCAGUUCACUGAGAAAAAAAAUCCAUCUUGUGUAGAAUUGGGUACUUCAGGUAAAAUUAGUCCUCCGGAAAACAACAAAACAGCAGGCACUUGUUACGUCUCUCCACCUGGCCAGUCUUUGAACAUGAAGGAUCUGCUGACUGGUGAUGAUUGGAGUUUUUCUCAAAAGUCGGAUGAAAGGCAAGUGGAGAAAUUAAAUUUUGGUUCUGAUGUUUCAUCUCUUACUAGUCCUGCUAUUCGUUUGGGAUCCCUAUCAAGUCCCAAAGAAGAUCUUGGAAGCAAGGAUGAUGUUACAACCGAGAAAAGAGAAAUGGUAAAUGCAGAUGAGAAGACACAUAUACAUAAAGCAAAUUCAGUCCAGGGAUUUGUUUCUGUCAAAAAUGACAGCUCCCUGCAGCAAGAAAUUUUGGCUCAUAAGAGGAAAGCAGUUGCUUUAAAGAGAGAAGGGAAAUUGACAGAAGCUCGUGAGGAACUUCGUCAGGCAAAGCUGCUUGAGAAGAGUCUGGAGGACAAUCCCCAGCCAAAAACUGGUCCUAGUGAUUUGUCUACUUCUAACGUUCCUUUUGUUGAAAAAAGGGAGCAGGGUAUAUCAAAUUUGGCUCCGAAACCACUGUCGAGUCGUGAUCGUUUCAAAUUGCAACAGGAAUCUCUUAGCCACAAACGUCAGGCCCUCAAGCUGCGAAGGGAAGGCCGGAUGGAAGAAGCAGAGGCUGAGUCUGAGUUGGCCAAGGCACUUGAAACCCAGUUGGAGGAGUUGGCUGCUCAUGAUUCUGCAGGGUCUUCUGUUGGUAAAUUAGAACCAGUAGAUGAUGUGGUUGUUGAGGAUCUUCUUGAUCCUCAACUGUUAUCGGCCUUAAAAGCGAUUGGCGUGGAAGAUGCUAAUACAGUGGUGUCACACGUCCCAGAAAGACGAGAGCCUCUGAAACUCAAUGUUGGUAAAAGUGGGAAUUCUAAUCUAGAGAGAACUCAAUUGGAAGAACAGAUCAAAGCAGAGAAGGUAAAGGCUGUAAAGUUGAAACGUUCAGGAAAGCAAGGUGAGGCCUUGGAUGCUCUUCGGCAUGCCAAACUUCUUGAAAAGAAGCUGAAUUCCUUGGCUUCACAAUGAAGAAAUAAGGAUAUAUCCUGUUUUGAAGCUGUGAAAUCCUCCCUUGUGCAAGCUCGGGUCAUUCUGUAGGUGAAGUUGCUGUGGCAAAAUAACUCUGAAUCUGGAUGAUAUGCUUGGUUUUUAAGAAUCUUCUCUUCCAUGCGCGCAUGUGUUUGUUAUUUAGGUUGACGAUUGGCAAUUGAAAAAGUGUACAAUAAUUAUAGAGAUUAACAAUUUUUCUAUGAAAGAUGAAGAUGUUCUUCUAGAUAGGUUCUUCUUGUUUCACUCGAGUUUCCUCUUUGUCCCUGUUGUGUUGUCCAGCUCUAGGGAGGAAUUAGAAAAAUUGUUAUGUACUGUAGUUUUUGUUCAAAUUUGUGAUGAUAAACAAGGAGAUGGUUUUUAUUUUAUUUUUAAUAAAAUCAAGUAUCUUUGAUUUU
Molecule: messenger RNA, 4438 nt
Organism: Alnus glutinosa
Lineage: Eukaryota; Viridiplantae; Streptophyta; Magnoliopsida; Fagales; Betulaceae
Exons: 3
Coding region: 48-4022 (1324 amino acids)
Molecular function (GO): metal ion binding; protein binding
Source: RefSeq, a predicted model, not a curated record